UUCGAAUUCCGCUGUAACGCUUCUCCGACAAUUUCCUCUGCUGGAGCACUUCAUUCUGCAAAAACAAGAGCCAAAACCUCAGCAAAACCCUCGCAUGGCGGUUUCUUCUCCUAUUCUUCCUGUUUCCUUGCUUUCUUCUUCUAUGCCACGACGCCUUCCGCUUCUCAAUCCUUUUUGUUAUCUUUGCGUCUCCAUGAAUAGAAUGACUGCGCGAAGGCGCCUCUUCAUUUCAGCGAAGGCCGUCUCUCUCCAGAGCAGAAAAGAGAUCGAGACCGUCAAUAUCGCUGAAGACGUCACCCAGUUAAUUGGGAAGACACCGAUGAUUUAUCUGAACCAUGUGGUUGAAGGUUGCGUGGCUAAUAUUGCUGCAAAACUUGAGUCUAUGGAACCAUGUAAAAGUGUCAAAGAUCGGAUUGGAUUCAGCAUGAUAAAUGAUGCUGAAGAGAAGGGGCUUAUUUCUCCUUUGAAUAGUAUUUUAGUUGAACCGACUAGCGGGAAUACUGGAGUCGGUAUUGCAUUUGUAGCUGCAGCUAGAGGAUACAAGCUUAUUGUAACAAUGCCUGCUUCCAUAAAUCUAGAGAGACGGGUUCUUCUUCGUGCAUUUGGUGCGGAGAUAGUUUUAACUGACCCAGCAAAAGGUCUAAAAGGGGCUGUUGACAAAGCGGAACAGAUAGUGUGUCAAACACCAAAUGCAUACAUGCUUCAGCAAUUUGAUAAUCCAGUCAACGUCAAGAUACACUUUGAAACCACAGGCCCGGAAAUAUGGGAGGACACAAUGGGUGGGGUUGACAUAUUCAUUGCAAGUAUAGGCACAGGUGGAACAAUCACAGGGGCUGGUCGUUACCUGAAGACAAUGAACAAGGACGUAAAGAUAAUUGGUGUGGAGCCUUCUGAAACUAGCGUCAUUUCUGGGGACAAUCCAGGCUAUAUGCCGAGUAUUCUUGAUGUUAAAUUGAUUGACGAGGUUAUAAAGAUAAGCACUGCUGAAGCUGUGGAAGUGGCUAGAACCUUAGCUUUGAAAGAAGGCUUGCUGGUUGGUAUUUCCUCAGGAGCUGCUGCUGCAGCCGCCAUUCAUGUGGCAAGGAGGCCAGAAAAUGCAGGAAAGCUGAUUGCUGUUAUUUUCCCCAGUUUUGGAGAGAGAUAUAUAUCGACGGUUCUUUUCCAUCCUCUUCAUGAAGAAGUUCGGAAACUGGGGAAGAGGUGAGUCCUGAUAUCCCCAAUGCUUUUAAGAACAGAAAACUGAGAAAGUAAGCAUUCCAGCUCUGCUAAUUCUGCUUAUUAUUCCAGUAGCAGAACAUUAAGCCUCAUACGGGCUGCUAUAAAUAGAAAAAAGCAAAGUUUAUGCGUUAGAUAUGUAAAUACAUAGAAAUACCCCUACUGGGAUUUAUAUUCAUAUUGUCUAUUAGAAAUAUUAUGAUUUUAAUUUAGAAGAAUGCAAAAUCUCAACCUACAAUGGAUGUUGAAGUUAUGAAUUUAUGUAGUGUUUUUAAUAUGGUUUCUAUCUA
Messenger RNA from Phalaenopsis equestris, 1505 nucleotides. Its product is annotated as cysteine synthase-like. The coding region runs from base 95 to 1204 and encodes 369 amino acids. NCBI's taxonomy places the organism in Eukaryota, Viridiplantae, Streptophyta, Magnoliopsida, Asparagales, Orchidaceae. Gene Ontology annotation, molecular function: cysteine synthase activity. The transcript has 10 exons. Gene Ontology annotation, cellular component: cytoplasm. The record is from RefSeq and is a predicted model, not a curated record.